Messenger RNA from Periophthalmus magnuspinnatus, 3431 nucleotides. RefSeq names its product ATPase family AAA domain containing 5b (gene atad5b). Gene Ontology annotation, molecular function: DNA clamp unloader activity; DNA binding; ATP binding. NCBI's taxonomy places the organism in Eukaryota, Metazoa, Chordata, Actinopteri, Gobiiformes, Gobiidae. The transcript is spliced from 14 exons. The record is from RefSeq and is a predicted model, not a curated record. Gene Ontology annotation, cellular component: nucleus. The coding region runs from base 234 to 2849 and encodes 871 amino acids.
AGAGAUCGUGUAUGUUAGACAGGAAGCCUCACUAUGUGGCGCACAGUUUGAACGUCAUUAUAGUUUUGGAGAAUCAAAUAUUCACUAAACCGUUGGCAAACUGGUUAUAUAUAUAUUAAAACAACUUGAAAUUUGAAAUUCUAAACUUUAAAGCUCACAAACAAGCGACAGUUAGAGUUUUGUUACAGUAAUUAUUACUGAAGCUAGCGCCAAAUUCAAAGUAACUGCGGGAGAUGCGCGCAAAACUGAAGCGCACCAAAGCAAAAACAGCUUCAAACUGCACUGGAGUUCUUGCAGCAACCAAAAAGACACCUCAAACUCCAAAUGUAAGUGUUUAUAGUCGUUUUGAUGCUACAGGAGUGGACUGUAAGGAGCCAGACGAGCUGCACAUGUCACAUUUGGACCUGUGUUUGAGACAUGUCCAAGCUUCUAAUCCCACAUUUCCAGUCAACAACUUCUUCAGUGUUUUGCGCAGAAAAAGCUGUGCAAAUGGACAGUGUUUUGCAUCCAAAGAUGAAGCACAGAGUAACAGUAAAGAGGAUGACAACCAGGAGGCGCAUGGGAGAUCCAGAGAGACAGAGGAGGACGCCACGACGACCUUCUCCCCUUCACAUGUUCUUCAGGACGGUUCAACGUCGGCUCCUGAAAAGACUCAACGCAGGAGCAGAUUAAGCCGAACCCGGAGACUCAGAUAUGGAAGUGGCAAAUUAGAAAAUAUUAUUGAACUGGAAAAUAAGAGAACACAAGAGAAAAAAACAGGCCCGCAGUCAAAAAAAACCUCAGUGCUUAAACAAAGAGAACCGUUUCGUGAUGACGUUCUCUGGACAGAUAAAUAUCGUCCUCGCUGUUCUAAUGAAAUCGUCGGCAACACGGAGGCAACGGAAAAACUGCACAGCUGGUUAAAUAAGUGGAAACUAAAAACAGAUGCUGAGGAAGAAGGGAAGAAGCUUAAAGAAAGACAAAAUGAAGGACGAAGCAAUGACUCGUGGGACUGUGGGGACUUUGAGGACGAGGUGGGGCCAGAUGACGGGACAGAAGAGCAGUUGUGUAACACCGUCCUCAUAUCGGGGCCCCCUGGUGUGGGAAAGACGGCUUCAGUGUACGCCUGCGCUGUGGAACUGGGCUUCAAGGUUUUUGAAGUGAACUGCUCGUCACGGCGCAGUGGAAGAGAAGUAUUGUCCCAGCUAAAAGAAGCGACUCAGUCACACCUCGUGGACGGUUCUGGUAACGACUCGUUAAAACCAACGUUCUUCAGCAGCUCCAGCUCAGUCUGCGGCUCACACAGACCUGACCCUGCUGUAAAGACGCACAAAAAAACGACGACAACAACGUCCACAUCCAAAAAGAACUCAGGACAGAUCAGGUCCAGCUGCAAGAAACGAGCAAAACCCAACACUUUGACCAGUUAUUUCAAAACAAAGGCAAAAGCAGAUUAUUUGUACCAUUCCCGGAUGAAAUCGUGUAAUUCACCAUGUGAGAAAUCCACAACCAAAAGAGGACCAACAGACUCUGCCGCCUGCGACGAUCACGACGAGACGAACAGUAAAACGGCGGCGACGUCUCUGAUUCUGUUUGAGGAGGUAGACGUCAUUUUCGAGGAGGAUGUUGGAUUCUUUGCCGCCAUCAAGACUUUUAUGGCGACCACAAAAAGGCCCGUUGUCAUGACGACGAGCGAUCCUUUGUUCAGAGAGAGAUUCAACUCCAGCUUGAAAGAAAUAAUUUUUCAAACUCCAUCAAUGGGUGACGUCUGUAGUUUCCUGCGGCUCGUUUGUUUGGCAGAAAACGUGCAGCUCGACCCGGACGACGUGACGACUCUUUUCACUGUGACGGGAGGAGACGUGAGGCGUUGUCUGCUACAACUGCAGCUCUGGAGUAACAGCGGUGCGGGACAGAGACGCCACAGAAUCAAUGUGGAGGAUGACGGUUAUAACGGCUGCAGCGCCAACAUGUUAGGUCUUCAGUCUCUCACUACAAGGACUUUGCUACAGCUUCUACAGAUUACUUCAUGGAUGGAGCAACAAAUGACAGAACUCCUGCUGCCCAUGAUAGAAAGCUGGAGAAAUGGUUUCCCAAUACUUUACUCCAACCUAGAGCGCCUCCUACAGGUGAAUGAAGUGAACAGUACACGUUCUGGUCCAGACGAUAAACUGGCACUGGGCGAGAGUCAACAAAUCAAAACUUUUAGUCCGUAUUCAGCUCGGUCUGCUGCGGAGACUAGAUCUAGACUAAGCAGGAAGAAAAAUAUUACAUCUGCGCAAAAGAAAAGCUCAUCAAUCCAGAUUUCUGAAAAACUAGAAACUGCGAACAGCCUCAUCGCUUUGGCUGAUUUCUUUGACGUCAUGUCUUUCAUCGAUUCAACGGUUCCAACGGCGCCAAAGCCACAGCCAACCCUGUGUAGCCUGCGAGGAUUCGUUUGGACUGGAGCGAAGUUACAGGACGGACAACUGGACGAGAUGAGAGAGGAAGAGGACAAAAAUGAAGCGAUGACGCUGGAUAUCAGGGCGGCGUUGGAGGCUUUGGGGUUUCACUGUUGCUGGAGGAAGUUCUCAGAUAGUUAUGAAGUCCAGAGACAAGAAGGAGAUGCUUCCAACGGCAGAAACCUCAACUAUAUCUCUCAACAUCCGGAUCCAAACAUGUUUGAUUUGAGCAAGAACGUUCUCAGCAGUCGGUACUUCAGUUUGCUCCAGAAUAAAGGUGUCGUUUGUGUCGACUAUCUCCCUGUGAUACGCCUCAUCUGUCGCACUCACAAGAAACGGAAAAAACACACAGACGAGCUGGACAGAUCCGUCAGAACUCGACUAGGACUGUCAAAGGACACUGUUCGAUUCCUGGCAGAUGACUUCUCUUAAGAUAUGAAGGAAACUAUACUAUACUAUACUACUAUACUACCUCAACAAGCUACAUAAUAUUUUAACUCUGCGUUUACAAACUAUGAAAUGGGUUUUAAUUAGAGAUGGACCAAUGAGUUUUUUCAUGGCUGAGUUUUUGACAGUUUACAAUCCAUAGAAGCCGACAGCUGAUGAGGUCUGCUGAUAUUUUUGGGCUAAUAAUUUGGGGAAAAUAACAACAUACGUCAUUUAAAUUUACUACAAUCUCACCCACAGCCUUUUCAAACCCUUUAAGAGAGCUGUGUAGUCAAAUUUGCAGACACAAAACAUAAAUAUUAAAAUAAAGCAGCAAACAGCAGCUUGACCAAAUACGCUAAAACUUACAAAUAUCGGCCCGGUAUAUUGGUCUAUCUCUAGUUUUAAUCUUUUAUUUAUAAGUGCAAAAAUAAAGUUUUCUAUAACUUAAUUUCCUGUUAUUCCACUGUACAUUUUAUUAAAACCAACCAUAAAAACAGUGAAUGUAAUUAUCCAGCAGUUUAAUAUCAAGUAUGAACCUGAAGUGCAUUAAAAGUUUUGCAGCAGCAGAAUUGCAUCCUGAAAAUC